Molecule: messenger RNA, 906 nt
Organism: Grammomys surdaster
Lineage: Eukaryota; Metazoa; Chordata; Mammalia; Rodentia; Muridae
Gene: Fam221a
Product: family with sequence similarity 221 member A
Exons: 7
Coding region: 1-906 (301 amino acids)
Source: RefSeq, a predicted model, not a curated record
AUGGAGCGGCUGACGUUGCCUCCCGGCGGAGCGGAGGCGGUGGACGAAUACCUGGAGUACCGGAGAAUUGUUGGUGAGGACGAUGGAGGGAAACUUUUUACUCCUGAAGAAUAUGAAGAAUACAAGAAAAAAGUUUUACCCAUGCGUUUACAGAACAGAUUAUUUGUGAGUUGGCGGUCACCAACAGGAAUGGAUUGCAAACUUGUUGGCCCAGAGACACUGUGUUUUUGUACACAUAGGUAUAAACAGCACAAAACUGACUUUGAGACGAUUCCACAGCAGCGUCCCAUUGAUCUGCCUUGCCGAGUGAGUGGUUGCCGGUGCAAGGCUUACCACUAUGUCCCUCUGAACGGUACCCAGCCUAUUCGGUGCAGAUGCAAACACUUUGCUGACCAGCACAGCGCUGCCCCUGGCUUCACAUGCAAUGCCUGCUCCAAGUGUUCCGGGUUCCACAGCUGCUUCACUUGUGCCUGUGGCCAGCCGGCAUAUGCCCACGACACAGUGGUGGAAACAAGGCAAGAAAGGCUGGCUCAGGGAAAACCAGUAGGACAGGAUGUGCCCUACGCUGCAAUGGGAGGUCUAACUGGUUUCAGCUCACUGGCAGAAGGCUACAUGCGCUUAGAUGACAGCGGCAUUGGUGCACCCUCGGUUGACAUUUUGGACUCUCCGGUUUCGGCCAUGGACCAUCCAUUCCUAAGAGCCAUGCACACGCCAUCUACUUCUUCUCCACAACCACUAGCAGGUGGUAACGAAGUAGGUCCAAGUACUCAGCUAUCUUCCUUAAGGAAACCUGAAGAGGAUGAUAUGGCUUACUUUGAAAGACAAUACCAGGAAAGGAUAAAAAUGGAGAGGGCCGCGAAGCAGAAAGGAAAAGCCCCAGCGCUGCCAAGCACGAAGCCUUCCUGA